Messenger RNA from Phragmites australis (common reed), 2580 nucleotides. RefSeq names its product protein indeterminate-domain 7-like. Gene Ontology annotation, cellular component: nucleus. The record is from RefSeq and is a predicted model, not a curated record. The coding region runs from base 830 to 2233 and encodes 467 amino acids. The transcript has 3 exons. Gene Ontology annotation, molecular function: DNA-binding transcription factor activity. Lineage: Eukaryota; Viridiplantae; Streptophyta; Magnoliopsida; Poales; Poaceae.
UUUUUGGAAUCACUCUUCUUGACAAGCGUACGGAACAGGUUGCUCAGAGAAAGAAAAAGAUUUGUCUUUUAUUUUUUGCUUUGUUUCUGUGGGAGGGCAAGCAUGGAGGGAGGCUGAGCUGCUGAUCUAACCUUUUUAUCUUUCUGGCUCUCUCUCUUCUCUUCUCUCCCCUAAAGUAAGCUGUGGCAGAUAAUGCUUGGCUUGGUUUUGGUGUCACUGACCUUCUUCCCCUUUGCUUCUCCGCCUGCGGACACUGUUCCUCUUCCCCCCUCCUUUUUCUCUCUCGUGUCGUCGGCCACGAUUGCUGCCUCUCUCCAGCCUAUCCUUUCCCCUCCCUGCCUCCCUCGCUGUGCACGGCUUCUGCCAACUCUAGAUAGAUAGAUAGAUAGAUAGAUAGCUGCUGCUGAUCAAGUGCAGAGAAGGAGAGGAGUGGAGAGAGAAGCAAGAAGACAGCAGGGGAGAGAGAGGAGGAGGAGGGAAAGAAUCUGGAAUUGCUUUCCAGUCACUGACCACCCAGUUUCCUCCUUGUUUGUCCCCUGCCUUCCUUGAUUCCUGUGUUGCUUGCUGUUCCUUGUUAUUCCCUGAGCUGCUGAGCUGCCUGCCUGGGAGCCUGCAGAAGCAGAACUCCUCUCGUACCCCUUUGUCGUAGCCUUGCCCCAUCAUCCUCCUCCAUUCUUGAGUUGAUGUCUCUCAGCAAGUCAGCAGAUAGAUUUAUCGCCAGCCCUUGAAGGCUUCAGCUACAUAGAUUCCCUAGCUAGCUAGAUAUAUAUACUACAUACAUACAAGUGCAAGAUCAGGCCAAACCCUUCAAUUUCGCUUCAGCCCACUUAUGUUUCAGCAGCAGCAGCAGCAGCUCUUGCAGGAACAAGCAGAAGCGGCAGAUCAGGAGAGCAGCAUGUCCAACCUCACCUCAUCCGCGUCCGGCGGCCCCAACCCGCCUCCUCCCCCGGCGCCGGCGGCCUCCGGCAACAAGCGCAAGCGGAGCCUCCCCGGGAACCCCGAUCCUGACUCGGAGGUGGUGGCGCUUUCGCCGGCGACGCUGAUGGCGACGAACCGGUUCGUGUGCGAGAUCUGCGGGAAGGGGUUCCAGCGGGACCAGAACCUGCAGCUGCACCGGCGCGGGCACAACCUGCCGUGGAAGCUGAAGCAGCGCGGCACGGGUAAGGAGGUGCAGCGCAAGAAGGUGUACGUGUGCCCGGAGGCCUCGUGCGUGCACCACGACCCCGCCCGCGCGCUGGGCGACCUCACCGGGAUCAAGAAGCACUUCUUCCGCAAGCACGGCGAGAAGAAGUGGAAGUGCGACAAGUGCUCCAAGAAGUACGCCGUCCACUCCGACUGGAAGGCGCACUCCAAGAUCUGCGGCACCAGAGAGUACAAGUGCGACUGCGGCACCAUCUUCUCCAGGCGGGAUAGCUUCAUCACGCACCGCGCCUUCUGCGACGCGCUCACCGAGGAGAACGCCAAGGUCAUCGGCCUCAACGCCAUGGCCACAGCCGCGCCGGCGCACCACCCGCUGUUCUUCUCGCCACCGCUGCCGCUGCAGGUGAUGCAGCACAAGGAGCUCGCCGCGCUCCAGGAACACCACCAGGAGGUCAUGCAGCACCAGCAGCAGGUGCCGCAGCACUGCAACUACGCCAUGAAGACGGAGAUGCCGCCGUGGCCGACGAUGCCCUACGACCACCAAAGCCACCCGCUGCUGCAGCCGUUCUGCAACGCCGCGCAGAGCUCGGCAACGUCCGCGCCGCCACCACCGCAGCAGCAGCAGCAGCCCGCGGCCUCCGCGCACCUGUCGGCCACGGCGCUGCUACAGAAGGCCGCGCAGAUGGGCGCGACCAUAGGCGGCGCCGGCGCCGCGGGCGCGGGCGCGCACUACACCCAGAUGGCAGGCGCCGCGACGAGCGCGCCCGGCAGCGCCACCUUCGGGCUCGGCCUCCCGGGCCUGAACGCCCAGCUGGACGAGAGCAUGGGCGGACUCGCAAGAACCGCCUCCCACGGCCGCGGCGGCGAGGACGGAGCCGGCAGGGGAGGCGAUGGCAUGACGAGGGACUUCCUGGGGCUGCGCUCCUUCUCGCACCGCGACAUCCUCGGCCUCGCCGGCUUCGACUCGUCGUGCAUGGGUGCCGUGAACGGCAACACCGACCUGGGCUGCUACGAGCCACAGCAACAUGCACAGGCGCAGCAGCAGCAGCAGCAAAGCAGCAAAGAGCCAUGGCAUGGCAUGGGUAGCCAAUAGCCAUAGCUAGCUACUUUCUUCUUCCUCUCAUCAGCCGUCAUCAGUGACCAACCUUGGCUAGGGCCAGUGCUUUCUACUAGUUAGCUAAUGCACCAUGCCUUUUGAGCUGGAGAAUCUCUCUUUCUUCUGUUGCUUCUGUUCAUGCUAUCAUCUUAUGGUCUUGAAAGUUAAGCACGCAAACGACGGAUCGACCUGUUGAAGGUUUCAAACUCUCGAUGGACAAUACAGCACGCAGGGAGUGUGUAAUUUUUUGGGUUUGGGGUUGGAGAGACCAACUGUAAACGAAGCUCGAAUCAAGGGAAAACCAAAGCUGUGACAGUAAUAAUAUAUACUACAUGCAUGCAUCA